AUGACCACCGAAACAAGCAUCCACCAAAGGCGCUCCAAUUCCACCGCCUCCUCCUCUGCCUCCCAUUGCAUCUUUACCGAUCACCCCCCGCGCUCUCACUCAUUGGAUAUCUCAAUCUCGAGCGGUGGAGGCAACAAAGUCAUUGGAGCGUGCUCCAGCUGUCGUCGCUCGAAAGUCAAAUGUGAACAUGAUGGAACCGCUCCUUGCAAGCGAUGCAAGAAUGGUGGGUAUGAAUGCACUUUCAAGCCUCGAGAGAUGGGGAGUGCAUUAUUGCAGGAUGAAUGGAGGAUUCAAACGGAUGAGACAUUGAGUAAGAUAGUGGGCGCUAUUGAUGCGUUAGUUCAGCAUCAGCAGGAAGCGGGCGAGGAGGAUAGUGGGAUGGGGAGGAAAAGAAAGGCCAAGGUAGAGAUUGAUGACGGAGCAAGCAGAUAUGCACAAGCUUCAAGUAGGAACGGUAUGGGUUCAAUCAAGGAUGUAACAGGAACGGUAGGGGGUUAUCCUGCUUCGGUUGGCAGCCAUCACCUGCCUUCAACGUCGACAAGUCGAUACCAGCUAGCCACGGGUUCGACAGCAAUGACCCCGCAACUCGAAGCAUACCUGAGAAGCACUUUUAAGCGCCCUUCACUGGCAUUUGGCAUGGACCAAGCUGGACCCAUUCUCAACGAUCCUCGCACAACUCACUUGCAAUCAUCAGCAGCAACUCUCGAUCCAUUCGCCCUACCGCCUCAAGCGGAGUCAAGCACAAGAAGCGUCGACAGCAGCAACCCGAUUCGAGCAACUCUCAAAGUCAGAGGCUCCCUCCCACUUCCCUCAAUCGCCACAAUCGCCAACAACCACCUUCCCCUAGGUUCCCCUCUCUCCCUCCGUCCAAGCCAAUAUCGAUUUCCAGGCCCAACUCUCGGCAGCGCCGACCCACGACUGGACGCUAUCCGUCUCGGUCUCCUCCCCUCCCACACCGCCCGCUCCCUCUUCUCAUCCUACGCUAAACACAUCGAACCAUUCUCCUUCUGCUUCCCCGAUUUUCCCUCCACCUCCAACCUCACCCCUGUCCUUCUCUCCUCCAUCACCACCGUUUCCUCCCUCCUCUCUACUUCCCACCAGCUCCGUUCCCUCCAUCUGCGACUUCGCACCGACUUCCUCGACCGAACACACCCCUACGCUCCUCUCUCCCCCUCGGACGAGUUCAACCCCGAAUCAGGCAUCGGAACAGAAGAAGUCAUCGGAGCGUGCAUAUUUUCCACCUACGAUCCCUCACCGCAUGGUCGGCAAAUCGCUCGAGCCGCACGCUGGUGGAGUGAGAAAUACAGCUACGAAUCGGGUCCACACGCUGGUCUCACCGUCGGAGAAAUGGUCGCUAUUCUACCGCCUGUUCGAAACGUCAACAUUCAAGAUCGUGUACGUGUUUGGCUCAGCGCUUUCAUCGCCGAAUUGCACCAGUGCGAGAUUCACGGACGAGAGGCGAUCAUGGAAGCGGUCAGUCCUUGUUCCUACGCCAAAUCUCUACAAUUGGAUGCGAAUGGGGGCGCGGGGACGAAACAAGAUGCGUGUCUUGUGUUUUACGCUAGGAUCGCAUAUCUGGUUGGUAAAGCAAGGGAGACGAGCGGUGGUGGGGCAGAGGGGUUGUUGGAGUUGGCGAGACAGGUAACGAAGAGUUGGUGUGAAACGAGAGCCUUAUUGGGCACAGAAGUGGAAAGGGGGAGGGAUACUUACGAUAACACCUUGGAUCUACACUAUACGUUGGCUAAGGCUUCGAUCUAUAUUCGCACACACAACGCUCUCUCUUCCGCGGGGACCGGAGAGGCAGCAGCAGAAGUUGUGGCUUGCUCGCAAGCUUGCAAAAGUGCCUGCCUGGAUAGUAUCAGGCUGCUGAUGAGGGAGAAAGCUGGGUUCCUGGGAAACUUAGCAGCGCUACCGGUGAUAUAUCAUUAUUGGAUAGUGGGUUGUGUGAUAUUUUUGUUGCAAUUGUGCAGUCCGGAAAGAAUGUUUUACAGAUUGGGAUUAAUGUUGAACGGUGAGAUAGAUGAGGUUUUGCGGUUGGUGGGGUUGUUCAUGGAGCAGUAUGUGUCGGAGCUGGAUGGGUGUAGUACGAGAAUCGUAGUAGAAGAGGGGGAGGAGGAGGAGGUGAUGAAGCAUCCAGUUAUGGAAGCUGCCUUGGCGGUCGGAGAGAUGCUGGCGAGUGUUCAAGCUACUAUCUGA
Molecule: messenger RNA, 2196 nt
Organism: Ustilago hordei
Lineage: Eukaryota; Fungi; Basidiomycota; Ustilaginomycetes; Ustilaginales; Ustilaginaceae
Exons: 1
Coding region: 1-2196 (731 amino acids)
Biological process (GO): regulation of DNA-templated transcription
Cellular component (GO): nucleus
Molecular function (GO): transcription cis-regulatory region binding; zinc ion binding; DNA-binding transcription factor activity, RNA polymerase II-specific
Source: RefSeq, a predicted model, not a curated record